This is a messenger RNA of Enterobius vermicularis (human pinworm), 999 nucleotides long. NCBI's taxonomy places the organism in Eukaryota, Metazoa, Nematoda, Chromadorea, Rhabditida, Oxyuridae. The record is from the annotation of a GenBank genome assembly.
AUGAAUGAAUCUUCAAAUAACACUCCUUCUAAUUUUACUCCAGCUGGCCUUACACCGUUUGAGGAAGCUUUCUAUCUGGGUACCGGCUUUACUGGAUUUGCCUUCAAUGCUUUGGUGCUGUUUAUUGCCUAUAUGCGUAUCGAUACGCACGAUAAACCUCGUCAGCUAAUUGUUAUCAAUAUGACAGCUGCAGAUUUGAUGAUGUGUUUAGUAUAUAUGGCAACACGACCAUAUUUGCAGUAUUUUCCGUCUUAUUUAUGCUAUCCAUAUUAUGUGAUUAUUUGCUCUUCACAACUCAGCAGUUGCUUUAACUUAUUAUGGCUAAAUCUCGACAAGCUUAUAUUUGUACAGUUUCCGUUACAUUACUACUCAUUUGUUACACAUGUUCGUUUGAUGGUGCUAACGCUGAUGACUUGGCUUAUCAUAGGUGGAUUCACGCUAAUCGGCUAUUCAUCACUGCGAUACGUCGAUGAUAGCAACGUUUGUUGCACUCCGUUCUUCUUCCCCUACUUCUUAACUGCUUUUCUAAUCUUAGUUUUUUUCAACUUUUUUCUUCGACCACAUUUAUUUGGGCAUUUGGGUAUUAACGUAAUCAAUGUGAAGAUCUUUCGACAGCUAUUUUUCUUGUUUAGCAGUACAUUAUGGACAUUUUUUACGUGUCUUCCAUAUCGAGCAUUAUAUCUGUACGCAUACUUUGAAGAUGUUGUUUCGUUUGCACCUCGUCCGCCAGACGACUUUUUCUAUGUGCUUGUAGAUCUCUUCUUCCGAAUUCUGGUUCUUGGAAUGGUGAUUAAUCCACUGAUUACAAUACUGACACAACGGAUUUAUCGGGUUCAGUUGAUGCACUAUCUGCAGGUAAUCUUCUGUCGUCAGGCAGCAACCAAAAAUGGCAUCGAUUAUUCGGUGAACGCCAAUGAUGCCUAUAUCCGCCGUCCGUCAACCCGGAAUAAGAGUAUGGCUGAGUGCCGAACACUUACUGAUAAUACUGCUGAGCUUUAG